Molecule: messenger RNA, 1284 nt
Organism: Apiotrichum porosum
Lineage: Eukaryota; Fungi; Basidiomycota; Tremellomycetes; Trichosporonales; Trichosporonaceae
Exons: 9
Coding region: 1-1284 (427 amino acids)
Source: RefSeq, a predicted model, not a curated record
AUGCCCCUCAUAAGGGAGAAGGCAGCCGACGUUAUCACAGGCGCCGCUGGCCCAUACUUUAUCGUCCUCGCCUGGGCCCUCACCGGCUUUGUCGCGUUCGCGUUCUUCGAUGUCAUUGCCCGCAACUAUGGGUGGCUGGGAACCGUCCUCAUGCUCCCUCUCUACAUUCUCGUCCCGCUCAACAUGUACGGACAGUACUACCUCGUCACCCACGUCUCCCCCGGCUUCCCGGUCAUUCGCACGGAGAAGGACUCGCGCUGGAUCUCACACAACCCCCGUUCGCUGGUCGCUCCCGAGCGUUGGGGGUUCUAUCGCUCACCCGCUGCUGGCGGAAACGCCAUGAUGAAUGGCAUAUCCCCCGUCGUCGGUGGUGGCGAGCAGCAGCAACAGAUGCCAGACCGUGUGAGGCGGUGCCGCAAAUGCGAUGGACCAAAGCCAGAGCAAGCCGCCGCCGCUGCGUCUCUCCCGUCCAAGCUGACACAACUCAGCGCACCCACCACUGCUCGGUCUGCAAGCGCUGCGUGCUGCUUAUGGACCACCACUGCCCUUCGCCACUUUGUCCUCUUUAUGGCAUGGCUUGGCCUUGGUUGCUGGAUCGUCGUCGCGCUCGGUUGGGGCCAUUUUAUGAAAUCGCUUGAUUUCUUUGGCGGUUCCAGAGACGAGGUGAGCCUUUUUGACGAGAGCGGAGGAACGUACGCGCACACAUACCCACAUGGGACUGCGUGGGCCGCGUUCACGCCGCCUGUCGGGUGGACACUGGCGUAUAUCCUCAGUAUCGCCAUCGGCGUCGCGGUGCCGGUCCUCGGUGGAUGGCACGUCUUCAUGAUUAUGCGUGGCGAGACGUCGAUUGAGGCCCACGACAACGACUAUCUUGAGAAGAAGGCCCGCGAAGACGGUCUGAUCUAUCUCAACCCGUACGACAUGGGACGCCGCCGCAACCUCGAGAUCUUCUUCAACCUCGGACGUGGCGGAUACCCAUUGACAACGCUCCUCUUCCCUCUUGUCGUGCCCCCAUAUUCGAAUGGAUGGACGUUUGCCCGCCGUUCCAUGCCUGUAGACCCGUCGACAGCGCCAUUACUCGCCUCGGGCCUCCGCGCGACUGGUUACGACUCGCGUGACCCAGCCGCCAGCUCGCCUACCAUUGACGAGCACGAGCAGGUGUUGGGCAACGGCGACGGACCUGGCGGCCGCUACGUCAUGGGCGGAGGCGAGGACCUCACGGACGACGAGGACGGCGGUGGUGGGUGGUGGGAAGGCAAUGUCGACGACAGCAGUCUGCUCUAA